AAAAAAAAAAAAAAAAAAAAAAAAAAAAAAAAAAAAAAAAAAAAAAAAAAAAAAAAAAAAAAAAAAAAAAAAAAAAAAAAAAAAAAAAAAAAAAAAAAAAAAAAAAAAAAAAAAAAAAAAAAA
Messenger RNA from Centruroides sculpturatus (bark scorpion), 123 nucleotides. RefSeq names its product acidic phosphoprotein-like. The transcript is spliced from 2 exons. The record is from RefSeq and is a predicted model, not a curated record. The annotation marks the transcript as partial. Lineage: Eukaryota; Metazoa; Arthropoda; Arachnida; Scorpiones; Buthidae.